Molecule: messenger RNA, 1359 nt
Organism: Ostrea edulis (European flat oyster)
Lineage: Eukaryota; Metazoa; Mollusca; Bivalvia; Ostreida; Ostreidae
Product: protein archease-like
Exons: 7
Coding region: 36-485 (149 amino acids)
Biological process (GO): tRNA splicing, via endonucleolytic cleavage and ligation
Cellular component (GO): tRNA-splicing ligase complex
Source: RefSeq, a predicted model, not a curated record
UUUAUUGUUUACGAUUCUAGUCACAUUGCACAACAAUGGCACAUGGUGGAGAACUCCCAGAAGUGAAAUAUGAAUAUCUAGAUCACACAGCAGAUGUUCAUUGUACAGGGGGAGACAGCCUAUCGGAAGCAUUUGAGCAGUGUGCCACAUCCAUGUUUGGUUACAUGACAACUGAUUAUGAUAAGGUGGAAAUGACAGAGGAAAAAGAAGUGGAGGCUGAAGGAGAUGAUAUGAUGGGGUUGCUGUUCCACUUUUUAGAUGAGUGGCUGUUUGUCUUUUCAGCAGAUGAUUUUUUUAUACCUAGGAAAAUUGUAAUUACCGCAUUUGAUAAAGAAAAUUUCAAAAUAAAAUCUGUUGGGUAUGGGGAAGAAUUUGACAUACAGAAACACCCUCAGGGUACAGAAGUAAAAGCGAUUACCUACUCCAAUAUGCAGAUUUACGACAAAGAGGGACAACAUGAAGUGUUUGUUAUCAUUGACAUCUAAGUGCCAUGUGUGUGAAUUAAGUUUGUGUGUGUGGGUGUGAAAGGUUUGAACACCUGAGUGUUUUCUGUACAGAGGGGUAGCUGUUGGAAGACUUUGUAGACUGAAGACCUCUCUGUGGUGUUUUAUUAGAGAAACAGGAAAAUUGUUUUGUAUUUUAGUAUUUAUUUUACUGAAAAAUUAUAUUGAAGGAAGCAGUGACUGAUUAAAUUAAAAAGUGCAUAGCUUGAUGCAUGUACAUUGAGGAGAAAGUCGUGCCAGGACUCAAUGUUUAUAAAAUGUGAAUUAUUAACAAUGUUCUGUAAAAUGAAAGUGUAUGUGAAGCCUGUAUAAAUUCCCAUUCUCUGUUUUGGGACUUACUCAACGUUUUUCAAUAAUAUAAUAUAAUUUUUGGUGACAUUUCAUAUUCAAUUCACAUGCAUUCUAUCUUGUUUCUACAAAAAAUCUUGGGGUAUAUUACCUUGUCUGUUUUAGAGUAAGCAUACAUGUAUUUUGAUAGUUCCUGGUUGUUGCAAGUAAAAAUGUAGAUUCAGCUCCGAUAUAUAAAUGGUCAUUGCCGUAGUAAAGAAGAAAAGAAAACUCUUUGGAACAAUCUGGUAUUGAACCCAGGACCCUUGCAUUACUAGUUAGGUGACGUAACUACUGAGCUACCCAGGCCAAUAUAGAAUUUAAACCUAUUUUAGAAAUCAUACAAGAACACUUUAUAUCGAGGAGAUGAAAAAAUAAUUUUUGAGAAAAUGUCAGAAAGGCCGCAUAUGUCCUUAAAGAUAAAUUCAGAAAGUUCUAGUAUGUGAGAGGAUGCCAAGUAGUUCAUUCUACUGACCGAUGUGAACCACUUAUUGGAGGAAAAAUUAAACUUUUAAAAUUAUACAUAGAU